Messenger RNA from Nerophis lumbriciformis (worm pipefish), 2561 nucleotides. RefSeq names its product anaphase promoting complex subunit 2 (gene anapc2). Gene Ontology annotation, cellular component: anaphase-promoting complex. Gene Ontology annotation, molecular function: ubiquitin protein ligase binding. The record is from RefSeq and is a predicted model, not a curated record. Gene Ontology annotation, biological process: metaphase/anaphase transition of mitotic cell cycle; ubiquitin-dependent protein catabolic process; protein K11-linked ubiquitination. NCBI's taxonomy places the organism in Eukaryota, Metazoa, Chordata, Actinopteri, Syngnathiformes, Syngnathidae.
GCCGCUGGGUGGCAGCACUGUGUCACCAUCAAUGCGACGUCAGGAAAAAAGUAAACGAAGAAGAAGAACAAAAAUGAGCAGCGCUAAAGUGCUACAGCAAAACAUUUUAGUGUCCCUUUAAUAUUUUCGUUUACAAAUAUUUAUAGGAAUAUCCAGUAUAUUCUCUACUGUUGUUGAUAACGCGUAAAAAAAUGAAUGAAAUUGUGAUGGAAAGCGAACCUCAGUUUGGAGUCGCCGAAGCUUGGGACAACGUCACAGCAGCGCUGAUGUGUCCUGGCAGGACGGUGGACCAGAACCUGUCAGACUCCCUAGUUGUGUUGGCCGGGCAAGGUCUGGGUCAGCUACUGGCCAGCUGGUUACUGGAGACGCUGCAGAUGCGUCUGUCGUCUUCCGUGGUUCCGGAGUUCUGGUCUGGAUUCAGGCAGGUGGAGAACGAGCUGGAGGAGAGAGGUCGGGCCUGGGUUCUCCUCACCGCGUUCCGGACUCUCCUGGACCGUCUCCAGCCGUUUUUGGUUGGCUUGGACAGGCUCGGAACGUGGCAGGAUGAGGGCCGUGACGGACUGUGUGGACCGGGACCCGGGACCCUCAGGGAGCGGGCCUACACCGUCAUCAGGGGUCUCCUCCUUUUCCCCCCGUCACGGGUUCUCCAGGAUCGGGUGCUGGAGUUCUACAGCAGGACCUUCUCUGUGUAUAUGAAGCAGGAGGGGCAGGAGGGGCAGGGCGGGGCCGUGGGCUCCGAGGCUCCAGAUGCGGGCUCCUGCCCCGGCUGUGCGGUCCCAAACGAGGAGUGCUGGUGCGAGGAGGCCCUCAAACACCUGCAUGAGCUCAGCCACAUUCUGUCCAAGAUGGAGCUGCUGGAGUGGGUCAGCUCGGACGCCGUCACCUCCAUCCUGCACAGACUCAUCGAGCGCUGGAUGGAGCAGCACUGCAGGGGCGAGUACGAGCGCUCUUUCCUGCUCGACUUUCAGGAGUGGCUGGAGCUGGUGGUGGGCUGGCUGGGCCGCGUCUUCGCCAGCCACAUCCAGGGUGCGGCGUCUUCCAGCUCGGUGCUGAAGCAGUGGAGAUGCCACAUGCACCAGUUCUUCUGCAGGAUCUACGUCAACAUGAGGAUCGAAGAGCUCUUCAGCAUUAUCCGAGACUUCCCAGAAUCCAAAGCCGCCAUUGAAGACCUCAAGUUCUGUUUAGAAAGAACAAACCAACGCCAGCAGCUCCUCACCUCGCUCAAAUCCACGUUUGAGAGCCGUCUGCUGCACCCUGGUGUCCACACAUCUGAUAUCCUUACCGUUUACAUCUCGGCUAUCAAGACACUUCGCGAGCUGGACCCGUCCAUGGUCAUCCUGCAGGUGGCCUGUCAGCCAAUCCGAAAAUACCUCAGGACGCGCGAGGACACGGUGCGGCAGAUCGUGGACGGCCUGACCGGGGACGCAGUGACCGGCUGCACCGACCUGGCCUCGGAGCUGUCCCGGGGUGACCCGGUCACGCUGGAGAUGCAGGACAGCGACGAGGAAGGCGGCGACCCGGAGAGCUGGACUCCGGACCCCACCGACGCCGUUGCCGACAAGUCGGGCCCCAAGCGGCGCUCGUCCGACAUCAUCAGCCUGCUGGUCAGCAUCUACGGCAGUAAGGACAUCUUCAUCAACGAGUACAGGACAGUGCUGGCCGACCGGCUGCUGCAGCAGCUCAACUACAACACCGCCAGGGAGAUUCGCAACGUGGAGCUGCUGAAGCUUCGCUUUGGAGAGUCACACAUGCAUUUCUGCGAGGUCAUGCUGAAGGACAUGGCUGACUCUCGUCGCAUUAACACAAACAUCGGCGAGGAGGACUCAAGGUUGGGGGAGGAGCCUGCGUCCUCAUGGCUCUCGGCCAUCAUCCUGUCGUCUGAGUUCUGGCCAACAUUGAAGGAGGAGAAGCUGGAGCUGCCGCCGCUCAUCUGCAGCGCCAUGGAGGCGUACACGCGGCGCUACGAGAAGCUGAAGGCCAUGAGGACGCUGAGCUGGAAGCCUCACCUGGGCUCCGUCACUCUGGACGUGGAGCUGGAAGACCGCACGCUGAGCAACCUUAACGUCUCGCCGGUCCACGCCGCCAUCAUCCUGCACUUCCAGGACAAGAGUUCGUGGACACUGGAGGAGCUGAGCGUGGAGCUGAGCGUUCCCAAAGAGGUGGUGCACAGGAAGCUGGCGCUGUGGCAGCAGCACGGCGUGCUGCGGGAGGAGGGCGGCGGGCGUUACAGCGUACUGGAGAGAGGAUCUUCCACAGAGGAGAUGGAGAGAGGAGUCAUGCUGAUCGACAGCGACGAGGAGAGAGACUCCAACACCACCACGCAGUCGGAGCAGCGCGAGGAGAAGCUGCAGCUCUUCUGGGCCUACAUCCAGGCCAUGCUGACCAACCUGGACGCCAUGACCCUGGAACGCAUCCACUCCAUGUUGAGGAUGUUCGUCACCACGGGACCCGUCGUCACGGAGAUGGACGUCAACGAGCUGGAGGCCUUCUUGCAUAGGAAGGUCAGGGAGCAUCAGCUGAUGUUCUCUGCUGGGGUCUACAGACUUCCAAAGACCACCUGA